Messenger RNA from Condylura cristata (star-nosed mole), 3292 nucleotides. RefSeq names its product chromosome unknown open reading frame, human C10orf2 (gene TWNK). Gene Ontology annotation, biological process: mitochondrial DNA replication. Bases 461 to 2515 code for a protein of 684 amino acids. NCBI's taxonomy places the organism in Eukaryota, Metazoa, Chordata, Mammalia, Eulipotyphla, Talpidae. Gene Ontology annotation, cellular component: mitochondrion. The transcript has 5 exons. The record is from RefSeq and is a predicted model, not a curated record. Gene Ontology annotation, molecular function: single-stranded DNA binding; 5'-3' DNA helicase activity; ATP binding.
GUGGGCGUCUCUUUGGGCACGGAGGGGUCGGGGGCCCUUGAGCCCGCUUCGAGGUUGGAGCCGCGAGCGUCUCCUGUUGGGGCCCUAGAGCAGGGGGCUGCAGAGAGGACGCGGAUGGCUGCGGAGAGGAGGGCGAAGAGCAGAAGCCGUGGAGGGGCGGCGGUGGCGAAGAGAUGAUGUAGAGAAGCCUGGUCGGCCAGCAGCGGUGCGGGGGGCUAAGAGGAUGCAUCCGUGCGGGAAGAAGCUGUGACGGACCUUGGGGCAGGCGCCUGAUAGAGGGACAUCCGCGUGAAAGCAUCGUAUUGGUGACUUAGUGAAGUAGCAAUGUAGGCAGGCUAAGAGGACCCGUGGGUUUUAAGAGAGAAACCGUCCAGUGCGGGAGGACCCUAGGGUCUGACCUGCUGACGGCAGCCAAACUAAUAAAGCAUCUCAAGUCGUGACUUUCUCCAUUUGACCAGGCAUGUGGAUCCUCCGGCGAGGUAGCCACCCCCUCCGCAUCCUGCUGUCCCUGCGGGGGGAAUGGAUGGGCCGGAGGGGUCUGCCCCGAAGCUUGGUCCCGGGCCCUCCUCGUAGACGGUACAGGAAGGAGGCUCUCCCAGCCUUGGAAGUCCCUGCACUGCCUGUAACCACAACUGAAAUCCGCCAGUAUUUGCGGGCGCAUGGGAUACCCUUCCAAGAUGGCCACAGCUGCCUGCGGGCACCGAGCCCCUUUGUGGGGGCCUCUCAGCUCCAGGACCAGGCUGGUGCUGCCACUUCCUUCAGCCUUUUCAUUGACAAGACCACGGGCCGCUUUCUCUGCAUGACCAGCCUCGCUGAAGGGAACUGGGAAGACUUUCAGGCCAGCGUGGAGGGACGAGGGGAUGGGGCCCGAGACGGGGUCCUGCUUAGUGAGGUCCCAGAAGCUGAGGACAGUGAGGAGGUUCUGAGGAUCUGGGACCGAGCCAUACCUCUCUGGGAGCUGCCCGAGCCAGAGGAGGCCAGGCUUACUCGGGUGAUGUUUGGCCUUACCAAAGUGACAGAUGACACGCUCAAGCGUUUCAGUGUACGCUAUCUGCGGUCCGCCCGCAGCCUUGUUUUCCCUUGGUUCUCCCCUGGAGGUUUGGGGUUACGCGGCCUGAAGCUACUCGGGGCCGAAAGUCAGGGGGAUGGUGUGCGCUACGUGGAGACCACCGUUCCCAGGCCGGGUGCCUACCACAACCUGUUUGGAUUACCACUGAUCGGUCGCCGAGAUGUCGAGGUUGUGCUGACAAGUCGUGAACUGGACAGCCUGGCCUUGAGCCAGUCCACAGGGCUGCCCACCCUCACCCUCCCCCGAGGAACGGCCUGCUUACCCCCGGCCUUGCUGCCUUACCUUGAACAGUUCCGAAGGAUUGUGCUCUGGCUGGGGGAUGACCUUCGGUCCUGGGAAGCUGCCAAGUUGUUUGCCCGAAAACUGAACCCCAAGCGAUGCUCCUUAGUUCGGCCUGGGGACCAGCGGCCCCGUCCUCUGGAAGCCCUGAACCAAGGCUUAAAUCUGCCCCGUAUCCUGCGCACUGCACUGCCCGCCUGGCACAGGUCUAUCGUGUCUUUCCGCCAGCUUCGGGAGGAGGUGCUCGGAGAACUGUCAAACGUGGAGCAGGCAGCUGGCGUCCGCUGGAGCCGCUUCCCAGACCUCAAUCGACUCUUAAAGGGACAUCGGAAGGGCGAGCUGACUGUCUUCACAGGGCCAACUGGCAGUGGGAAGACCACUUUCAUCAGUGAGUAUGCCCUGGAUUUGUGUACCCAGGGGGUGAACACGCUGUGGGGUAGCUUUGAGAUCAGCAAUGUGAGACUGGCCCGCGUCAUGCUGACACAGUUUGCGGUGGGGCGACUAGAAGAUCAGCUGGACAGAUACGACGAAUGGGCAGACCGCUUCGAGGACCUGCCCCUCUAUUUCAUGACUUUCCAUGGGCAACAGAACAUCAGGACUGUAAUAGACACCAUGCAACAUGCAGUCUAUGUCUAUGACAUCUGUCAUGUGGUCAUUGACAACCUGCAGUUCAUGAUGGGCCACGAACAGCUGUCCUCAGACAGGAUUGCUGCUCAAGACUACAUUGUUGGGGCCUUCCGGAAGUUUGCGACAGACAAUAGCUGCCACGUGACCCUGGUCAUUCACCCCCGGAAGGAGGAUGAUGAUAAGGAGCUGCAGACGGCAUCCAUAUUUGGCUCAGCCAAAGCAAGCCAGGAGGCCGACAAUGUUCUGAUCCUGCAGGACCGGAAGCUGGUGACUGGACCAGGGAAACGGUAUCUGCAGGUGUCCAAGAACCGCUUUGAUGGAGAUGUAGGUGUCUUCCCACUUGAGUUCAACAAGAGCUCUCUCACCUUCUCCAUACCCCCAAAGAGUAAGGCCCGGCUCAAGAAGAUCAAGGAUGAUAAUGGGCUGGUUGCCAAAAAGUCCUCUUCUAGCAAAAAGGGUGCUGUGUCCCAGGACUCUGACCAGGGCUCAGACCAGGCCCUCCAACCCCACUUGCCAGACCCCUCCAGGCCUUCACAGUGAGGGCAGAGUGGAGCUGGUCGCUGAGCUGAGCCUGAUGGGACACACUGAGCUGUCCGCUCUUCCUCAGCCCUCUCUGAGGUCUGCCUCUAUGGGUGGCUCUGAACUCAAUGACCUGAUACGUGGCUUUCACUGGGAGACAUUUUACUGUAGCAGCUACUUGGGAACCCACUGUGUGCCAGGCUUUGUUCUGGAAAUGUAGCACUGACUAAACCGACAAGGUCCCAGCUCUCAGGGGACCUGCAGUCUGGAAGGAGACAAUUUUAGUUAGUGGAAAGCGCUAGAGAGAAAAUUAGACCAGUACUGCAGUAGUGCCUAUAAGCUAGUUUAGAUUAAGGUCUGAAAAGGUGUAUCUCAGCAGAAGACAGCUUUGGGGGGCCUGAUGAACUAGAAUUGAGCCAUGUGAACAUCUGGAGAAAGGGAUCUGGCAGAGGGAAAAGUAAGUGCCACGGCUGAGGUGGGAGUGAGCAGGGCGAGCUCCAAGCCUUGGGGUCAGGCCCUCUGAGCCUGGAGGAGAGGGGACAGGACAUCUUGCCAAACCACAGCCUAGGCUUGCCGACCCAAAGUGUGUAGGUUGGUACCAGGUUCCACUGCUCCCCACUCUGAGCCUACUGUGAGGUAGCACUCACUAGCACGAGAUCUUAGGUGCUUAGCGCCCCAAAGGUGGGAGCCUGGUCAUGGGGCCAUGGAAGGAAGCUGUGAACCUACGUGCCAGCCACCUGGACACCAGUUGCUUGGUACGCUGCCCAGCUGCCUGAGCGGCGCGGCCAGGCCUUUUUU